This is a messenger RNA of Lontra canadensis (Northern American river otter), 1583 nucleotides long. RefSeq names its product 2-oxoglutarate and iron dependent oxygenase domain containing 2 (gene OGFOD2). The transcript is spliced from 7 exons. Bases 420 to 1472 code for a protein of 350 amino acids. NCBI's taxonomy places the organism in Eukaryota, Metazoa, Chordata, Mammalia, Carnivora, Mustelidae. The record is from RefSeq and is a predicted model, not a curated record. Gene Ontology annotation, molecular function: iron ion binding; oxidoreductase activity, acting on paired donors, with incorporation or reduction of molecular oxygen; L-ascorbic acid binding.
UCUAACCCCCCACCCCCGCCGUUGGCUGCCUCUUCCAAAGCUCCGAGCAGAAGAGGGAAGCGGCAUUUAACAAAAGGCCUUGAGGGGUUCCAAGUCCCAACUUGCCCCCGGCCCGUGGAGGUGUGACUCGGUUUGACUAUCUGUAGAGUGGGGAGACUAGUCCCCUCCCUGUGCAUGGGGAAGCUGUGAGGCGGCACGAGAAGACCACGCGCUCGCAGCCGAGCCCGUCCGCCGCACCCCGGCCUGGGAGCAUCUCUGUCCGCCGCACCCCGUUUUCUGCGGCGGCGUCUUCGUUCUUUUCUGCACUUGGGAACUUGGAACGCACCCCUGCCGCCGCCUCCCCGCCAAGCCACGCCCCGCUGGGGGCGCGCCGGAAGUGCUCCUACGGAAGCCGGCGGGGCGGCGCGCGCCUCUUCGCCAUGGCGACGGCUGGGGCCCCGCGGCGCUUCUGCCGCUGCGCCUGCUUCUGCUCCGAGAACCUGUACGUGGCGCGCUACGGGCUCCACGUGCGCUUCCGGGGCGAGCAGCAGCUGCGCCGGGACUACGGCCCGAUCCUGCGCAGCCGCGGGUGUGUCAGCCCCAAGGACUUCCAGCAGCUCGUAGGAGAGCUUGAGCAGGAGGUGGAGCGACGGCAGCGGCUGGGGCAGGAGUCGGCUGCCAGGAAAGCCCUCAUUUCGCAAUCCUACCACCCGCUGAGGCCCGAUGUCUACAACAUGCUGCAGGAUGAGGCUCUGGCUCCCGAGUUUUUGGCCGCAGCUGAGUACAGCACGUCACCAGGUGCAGACUUCGAAGGCCUUCUCCAGCGGCUGGAGACGGUGUCUGGGGAGAAGCGUAUCUACCGGGUGCCGGUGUUCACAGCAGCGUUCUGCCAGGCCCUGCUGGAGGAGCUGGAGCACUUCGAGCAGUCAGACAUGCCCAAGGGAAGACCCAACACCAUGAACAAUUAUGGGGUGCUGCUGCAUGAGCUGGGCCUGGAUGAGCCGCUGGUGACGCCACUGCGGGAGCGCUUCCUGCAGCCGCUGAUGGCCCUGCUGUACCCAGAAUGUGGCGGGGGCUGGCUCGACAGCCACCGGGCCUUCGUGGUCAAAUACGCCCCGGGCCAGGACCGGGAGCUCGGUUGCCACUAUGAUAACGCCGAGCUCACCCUCAACGUGGCCCUUGGCAAGGCCUUCACUGGGGGCGCCUUGUACUUUGGGGGCCUCUUCCAGGCACCGUCAGCCCUGACCAGACCCCUGGAGGUGGAGCACACGGUGGGCCAGGGCAUCCUGCACCGGGGCGGCCAGCUGCAUGGGGCCCGGCCACUGGGCACAGGCGAGCGCUGGAACCUUGUCGUCUGGCUCCGGGCCUCUGCUGUGCGCAACCGCCUGUGCCCCAUGUGCUGCCGCAAACCCGACCUGGUGGACGACGAGGGCUUCGGCGACGGCUUCACCCGCGAGGAGCCCACCACCGUGGAUGUGUGCGCGCUGACUUGAGCGGGGCUGCGGUGGGGUAGCACGGCCAGCGAGGGCUCUGCCUCCUUGGGUUGGGCGGGACAAGAAUAAACUCCCUGCCUCCCCCAGGCCCUUCUUGGUUCGAAAGGACAA